Paramecium octaurelia is the source of this 480-nucleotide messenger RNA. NCBI's taxonomy places the organism in Eukaryota, Ciliophora, Oligohymenophorea, Peniculida, Parameciidae. The record is from the annotation of a GenBank genome assembly.
AUGAGCAUUAAAAAACCUGAGAAGCAAUACUACUUAAGUCCUUUUCCAAAAGAUGUUAUUGGAUUAAUUGCAUCUAGUUGUGUUCAAAAAUUCCAAGGUGCAUAUACUUUAGAAUUGUAAUAAAAAUAAAACAGAUCACUAUAGGAUGAAUUAAUUUAUAGGUAUUUUAAAAGCAGGGCUCCUCCUUAUGAAUUAAGCGAGGCUGAGAGGGAUGAAUUAGAAAAGUUUGAUGGAAAUGAAUACCAUUUAUGUGAAUAUCGGGGAUAGCAGUUCUUAAAGAAAUAUUUUCACCCUGAAGUGUUAAAGUUCAAUGAAUGCAUUGAGAUUUGCGAUAUUGAGAAUGCUUCAAAUUAUAAGGGAUUGUUAAUUCUCAAACGAUCAAUGUGCAGAAGGAAAUGUGAAGACAAAAUGGAUCUUACAUUAAAGGAAUACAUGAGAGAUGGGAAAUUCCCGAAGAUGGAAGAAAUCUUGAAAAUGUGA